AUUUGUUCAAGAAGCCAUGAGGUUGUGGAGCCUAUGGCAAAGCCCCAGUGGUACAUUAACUGCAGUAAGAUGGCAAAGCAGGCUCUUGAUGCAGCUAUGGAUGAUAAAAAUAGGAAGCUGGAGUUCAUUCCAAGACAAUAUACUGUUGAAUGGAAAAGGUGGCAGCUAUGGUGGGGUCACCAGGUUCCUGCAUGGUGCAUUAAACUAGAAGACAAUGAAUUGAAGGAACAUGGAACAGAUAAUGACAACUGGAUAGUUGCUAGAGAUGAGAAAGAAGCUUUAGCAGAAGCAAACCAAAGAUUUUCUGGGAAAAAAUUUGAGAUUUUUCAAGAUCCAGAUGUGACUAGAAUGGUUAUGUUAGGAAUUAAACUGGGAGGUGAUGUGCCCUUUACCAAGGUUUAUUUGCACCCUAUGAUACGUGAUGCGCAUGGCCGUAAGAUGUCAAAGUCUCUGGGAAAUGUAAUUGAUCCUCUUGAACCAAUGGCAAAGCCCCAGUGGUACAUUAACUGUAGUAAGAUGGCAAAGCAGACUCUUGAUGCAGCUAUGGAUGAUAAAAAUAGGAAGCUGGAGUUCAUUCCAAGACAAUAUACCGCCGAAUGGAAGAGAUGGCUUGAUAACCCACGUGAUUGGUGCAUCUCAAGGCAGCUAUGGUGGGGUCACCAGGUUCCUGCAUGGUGCAUUAAACUAGAAGACAAUGAAUUGAAGGAACAUGGAACAGAUAAUGACAACUGGAUAGUUGCUAGAGAUGAGAAAGAAGCUUUAGCAGAAGCAAACCAAAGAUUUGCUGGGAAAAAAUUUGAGAUUUUUCAAGAUCCAGAUGUGGCUAGAAUGGUUAUGUUAGGAAUUAAACUGGGAGGUGAUGUGCCCUUUACUAAGGUUUAUUUGCACCCUAUGAUACGUGAUGCGCAUGGCCGUAAGAUGUCAAAGUCUCUGGGAAAUGUAAUUGAUCCUCUUGAAUUUUGUGAUCUUUUCAUCGAAGCUAUCAAGCCCUACUUUGCUGGAGAUUAUCUGGCAUUUUCCUCUGAAAGGAGAUGUGCAAAAGAUGCUCUUUGGCUGUGUCUUGAAACUGGUCUACGCUUGCUUCAUCCUUUUAUGCCAUUUCUUACUGAAGAAUUGUGGCAGCGCCUACUUGGUGCAAGGGACCUUGCAAGAAAAGAGUCCAUAAUGAUGUGCGAGUAUCCAUCACCUGUUGAGGUAAUUUAAUUUAAGUAGCCAUGUCUGAGUAAGUUUCAUUUGGUUCUUAACCUUUACUCUUACAACAUAGCAGCUAAUCAAAUAUGUUUGUGUUUUCUUAUAUUUUUUUUAUCUAACUUCAAGAUUUUAGAAUUUUAAUGAAUUUUUAUCAGUAGU
Messenger RNA from Rubroshorea leprosula, 1350 nucleotides. NCBI's taxonomy places the organism in Eukaryota, Viridiplantae, Streptophyta, Magnoliopsida, Malvales, Dipterocarpaceae. The record is from the annotation of a GenBank genome assembly.